Molecule: messenger RNA, 2001 nt
Organism: Desarmillaria tabescens
Lineage: Eukaryota; Fungi; Basidiomycota; Agaricomycetes; Agaricales; Physalacriaceae
Exons: 9
Coding region: 1-2001 (666 amino acids)
Source: RefSeq, a predicted model, not a curated record
AUGUCAAAACCAAACACGGCCUACGAUAUCGCGAUCGCCCUGCUACAGGAACGCCUGGAAAUCAGGAGGAAAUGGACCCGUGAUUGCCAGCAAGAGACGAGUGACCUGAUGGAUCUGAAAUUGCCAGGGCUAAACCCCAGCUUAAUCUUGGGUGGCGAUGACACUCGUGGGGCCUUAAGGACAAUCGAUUCAGUAGCCAUGAUUCAACCUCGGUAUCAGGACAAUAUUUGGCUUUGGUUCAGGCUUCCCUUUCAAGUCUACCGAGCAGGUGACGAAAGGCUUCCGGAGACCGUGAGAAAGGAGCUGAAGUAUGAUACGGAUGAUUGGAUUCUAUUCAACGAAAAGCACCUCCGCUCCCUGUCCAUUAUACGACGUCAUCCAGCUAUCACCCACUGGAUGUAUGGAGUAGUUUGGAUCGAGGAGCUUUCGCAAUGCCUUAUCGCCGAAGAAAUUUGCCUGCUGACAGAUACAGCUGCAGAACAGAGCAUCGCUCUUCAAGUGACACGCAGUUCCAUUGAUUCCAUUCCUGGAUAUUCGAUAACCAAUAAUGUUUUGGAUGGACUACAAUGGGACCAUGUCAUUGUCGCUGGUGGCAUAGUUCUCGGAACUCUGCUCUGUCCUUCAAUCGCGAGCGAGAUUCGUGACACCGCUACCGCUAAUACGAUAGAAGAGUGGCAAAGUUCAGACUUGGAUGUCUAUAUAUACGGACUGGGACCGGAAGAAGCCAACGAAAAGAUCCGACAUAUUUCAUCAGUGUAUCAGAGAAACCUCCCCCCAGGCUUCCCAUUUCUCGUCGUCCGAAACUCGCAGACUGUUACCUUGUACUCCAAAUGGCCUAGACGGCAUGUCCAGAUAAUACUAAAGCUUGUCCUAACUCCGGUAGAUGUGCUGCUUAACUUCGAUUUGGACAUAUGCUCCGUUGGAUACAAUGGAGAACAGGUUUUCAUGCUGCCAAGGUUGUUCAAGUAUGCAGACAAGGGAUAUGGUCUGCGCUUUCCUCCCUCUUAUAUUUCAGCGUUGGGCCACGAUCCACAAUGGACCGCGAAUUGCCUGGAUUUUUACCUUCGUAUGUUAGGGAUGCAGCACCGACUGGGCCAGCGCCCAACCUAUUCCCAUGCUCAGCUUAACAGCCAGAUGUCUGGCGUCUUACCCCGCUCCAAUUGUCUUCACAGUUUUGCCUUAUUUAUGAGACAUGUCAGUCUUUGGGAACUAGGCUUCAGAGGAACAAUCACGCUAAGCAACAACAAUAUGGCUGCCAGUUCGUAUAGCCAGACUCGUGCACUAGAAGAUUUUGUCUACGAUGAUUCACCCCCCUUGCCGUGGGAUGAAAACUUUGAGCUCGAAGCCUUUCGUUCAUCUAUUGACGCCUUUAAUAGUCAAGAAACCGAAGCCUUCCUCGAAACCUUUCAUUGGUAUUCAGACCUCGAGCGCUAUCCCAGCCUUGGGGAGCAACUUCGAACGAAGGAAGAAAUCACGGCCGUUCGAGUGACCUGCACUGACGAAGUAGCAGAAGUAUUCGAUGAAAGUCAAGAUCUCAUUUUCCCCCUGAUUGUCGAGAAAAAUUUUCUGCGCUUUGUCAAUGAAGUAAUUCUGGUCGCUCUGGAGCGAUCAGGAGUCUCCGAUGUUGAUGCUUCGGAUAAGUGCAUGCGGGCUUUAACCCCGGUUCAUAUAGACUAUGGCCGGGACCGAAAGACUCGUCAGGAUAAUCUUGAAAUUAUUUGUCUUUGGCGCCUGAACCACAUCUCCAACUGGCAGAUGAUGGAUAACGAAAUGGACGAAAUCCGGGAGAUCUUGUGGUUUUUCCAGCGCAGCAAUCAGCUGGUCGAUCGAAAGAGAGUCAUGUCAAUGGAAUCCCCUGACGCUGUCAAGCGUGCGCUCGACGACGAUCGAAGAAUCUACUCUACUCUCCGAAGCGACUUGGAGGAAUUCGUCAAAUGGGUUUCUGCUCCUGUAGCCAGAUCCGAAGCCUUUACGUAUCGGAGUUCCCCGGAGUCACACUAG